This is a messenger RNA of Prosopis cineraria, 654 nucleotides long. RefSeq lists its product as uncharacterized. Gene Ontology annotation, biological process: double fertilization forming a zygote and endosperm; regulation of protein localization to cell surface; regulation of double fertilization forming a zygote and endosperm. Gene Ontology annotation, cellular component: extracellular region; vesicle. Bases 1 to 654 code for a protein of 217 amino acids. The transcript has 2 exons. The record is from RefSeq and is a predicted model, not a curated record. Lineage: Eukaryota; Viridiplantae; Streptophyta; Magnoliopsida; Fabales; Fabaceae.
AUGGCUUCAGGAUCCAAAUCCUCAAAAAACAACAUUUACUCGAUGCUUUCUUGCGUAGCCACAACAUUAAUGUUCCUGUCAAUUCUGAACGUUCCAAUAAAAUCUCAAGCAAGGGACAUGAGUACCAUUUUUGCAGGGCCAGCCUACGCAGAAGAAGCAGCAAAAUGCUUCUCUGCCCUAACAGACGUACCAGGCUGCACGGAAGGAAUGUACAUUGCACUUUUCGGAAACUUCUCAUGGUUGAAUGAUAAUCGCCAUUGUUGUGAGGCCAUCCUUGAGGAAAAUGAUGAUCAUUGCUGGGAUAAACUGUACCCUAUGCAUUCAGACAUCCCUCAAAUCUACAAACAUCAUUGUACUGCCUUUUUAGAACCUUCUCCUUCUCCUUCUCCUUCUUCUUGGAAUGGUUCUGAUGAGAUGGGUACUGAAGAUGUUGAACAGUGUUGGGACUCUCUAAGGAACAUUGAAGGAUGUGUGGAGAGCAUAUUUUAUGCACUGAUUCAUGGUGACUUUGCUAAGGUUGGCCAACAAUGUUGCUUGGCCAUUGAAUCUGUUGCUUAUGAGUGCUGGUUGAAGAUGUUCCCUUGGAACCCUUUCUUUCCCACUUUGCUCACAGGAUUUUGUAGGAAUAAUAACCAUCAAAGCCCUAGUGUUUAA